UUUUCUUAGAACGAAAACCACAAGCUCUAGGACUUUUGGUUUCCGAGAAGUAGAGGGAAGCAGGAUGGUGACGGCGGUGAAAAGGGAAAGCCAGAGGAGGUUGACGCCAGAAAACUGGAGGGAGUUUCGGGAUUCAAUCAGUUCUGGCGAUACAGUGAUUUUAUGUGGAUUCCCAGCGCGCAAUAGAAGAGGCCGAGCGCAGUUGUGAGCGGGGUGGAUCAGAGAGUGAGAAGGGAGCAGAGACGAAGGGAAGAGAUUGAAAGUAGUUGGCCCAAAUUUUAGGUUUGGUUUGCUCUUGUUUAUAUAGCAAGGCUAGUUAUAGGCUAGCUGCAAUGGAUAAAGACACAGUUCUCCAACAGCAAAGGAAACGAACUAUGGAAGCACUUGAGCGAAGGUUUGCUUCGGCCAAAGUUGAGGUUCUUCAACAACAGAAGAAGCAAAACACGUCAGUUGGAAGAACAGAAACUGAUUCUGGGAAUGCUUCUACCACUUCAAACCAUCUAAUAGAUCCUUCAGCUAACCCACCCUCCAAUAUGUCAUUCAAGAAAGAUGCCGAAGAAAAUCAUCCUGCAUAUUCACAGCUUUCUCAACCUAUGAAUGAUAAUCUGCUGACAACCAACACCAAGAGUCUCCUUGGCAUCAAGCAGCUCUCUAGUAGAAAAGGAACCAUAGUUGAUAAAAUUCUGCAUGAUCUCCUUCAAAGCGGUGAUUCAGCUCAAAGGUACAUGCAGGGAUCCAAAAGCUCGAAAAUUGACAAUUGGAUUCUUCUUGAUAAUUUUGUACAAGGACGUGGUAUUUCUACUGGCUCCCGAAUGAGGGCUUUGCAGAGCCAUUCAAAGCGGUCUAAAAAGCACAUGUCCAUGAGGCAACUUAAGAAGUCAUGUGCUUUUGAUUUGCCGAAAGAUUUCCAGAAGUUUAAUAAGUUCGAGCUAAUGCAUGAUAUGUGGAAAAGUUAUGUAGCACAACUUCUGAAAGCUGCUGGGAAAAAUCAAUUAUCUCUGUCUCUCCUUAACGCAGAUCUACAUGGUGCUAUGAUUCUAGGUCUAAGUAUAUUCUUUCUACAUUAUGAUUCCAUCUGAAACUUUUUAUCAUUCCAUGCUUGUUUCUGAGUAAACAGCUCAAAUGAA
This is a messenger RNA of Carica papaya (papaya), 1127 nucleotides long. Lineage: Eukaryota; Viridiplantae; Streptophyta; Magnoliopsida; Brassicales; Caricaceae. The record is from RefSeq and is a predicted model, not a curated record.